CCAUUAGCAAAGUAUCACUUCUCAGAGGACUGAAUCGCACACAGCUGGAAAGAACAAUAAGGACAAAAAGAAAGGAAACAAAACUAAAAACAACACAGAAGCAAAGCAAAGACUAUUAAACCUGCCUCAUUUUUAUUGGAUUUCCUCCAAAGGAAAUUUAAACACAAAUACUAAGGGGAGAGUGAUGGAGGCUCUAGUACUCACUCUGCUGGGUCUGCAGACAGUGAUGGGAACAGGACACUGGUGUGAACACACUCUGGAGGAACGAGUGCAGCAAGUCCUGUCCCCCCAUCUGCAGUUAGAGGUGAGCUGUUCUGAGGUGUAUCAGUACAACACCCAGGGCUGGAGGCUGGAUGUGGACAGGAUGCGGAUCAAGCAUGGCGGUGAUGAUGGCAUCGCUCUUUACUACAAACAACAGGGGCCCAAGGCUUCUUGUUUUCUGUACAAACCCCCAGAGAUGGAGAGCCAGAUGGUGAAUAAGACAGUGAGGACAUGCUGUGAAGGCUGGGGAGGACCACACUGCUCUGAGGGCGUAGGUGUGCGUGGUCGGUGCUUCUCUACGUGGAGCUGUGAGGACUUCCCUGGAGUUCAUAACUCCUCUCUGAUGCCCAUGGAGCAGUGCUGCAGCACUCUGUGGGGGCUGAGCUGGAGGAACUCCUCUGACCUGACCUGCCUGUCCUGCACCUACACCCUCCUUCCAGACUCCCAAUCUUCCCUUCUGGUGCGUAGUGGUCUGCUGGGCAGUGCCAGGGUCCCUCAGGGCUCAGCUACCUGUAUGUCCUGGGGUGGAGCCCACUACCGCACUUUUGACAGGAAGCACUUCCACUUCCAGGGCAGCUGCACCUACCUGCUGGCUUCCUCUACUGAUGGCACCUGGGCGGUCUACAUCAGUACCGUCUGUGAUGGGAGAGGAGACUGCAGUAAGGCCCUGAGGAUGAUGCUGGGAUUAGACCUGGUUUCAGUUCAUCACAGGAAUUUAACUCUCAACAACCUCAAUGUUCCGAAUGGAGAGCCGCUUUUUCAAAAUCGAGUGAGUGUCCACUGGCUGGGGGACUUUGUGUUUGUCGAGAGCGGUCUGGGGGUCCGAGUGAAGUUUGAUCUGGGGUACACCGUGUACCUGACAGUGACGGCCGAACACCUGGCAGCAACCAGAGGGCUGUGUGGAGUCUACAACAACGACGCUGAAGAUGAUUUUACCACGAUGGGUGGAACUGUGUCUCAGUACGCUGCCAGCUUUGGCAACUCAUGGAAAGUACCGGACCAACUCAGUGAAGGCUGCAGUGAUGCCGCUGAGCUCGGUCACAGCUGCGAUGUCUCAGGAGACCUGACUCUCCGUCGGCAGGCAGAAUCAGUGUGUCACCGACUCCUGGAAGCCCCCUUCACACACUGCCACCCCCGGGUGGACCCAGCAACCUACAGAGACACCUGUCUUUACCUGUACUGCAGCCUGCCACCCAGAGAGAGGAAGGGAGCAGUGUGUGACACCUUGGCCAGCUACGCCCGAGAGUGUGCCCAGCAACACGUCAUCCUAACGUGGAGGACAGCCACCUUCUGUGGUCGUGUCUGUCCCAGAGGUCAGGUGUUUUCAGACUGUGUGUCCUCCUGUCCACCCAGCUGUUCAUCUCCACAACCCCCAGGGCCUGCUGCCGCCAUGGGCCAGUGCAGGGAGGAGUGUGUGGGGGGCUGUGAGUGUCCUCCAGGGCUCUACCUUCACCAGAGAUUCUGUCUGAAAAGAGACGACUGUCCUUGUUUUCAUCGCAGACACACCUACCAGCCAGAGGACAGGAUACAGCAGAGAUGCAACACUUGUGUGUGCAGAGCAGGCCAGUGGCAGUGUACGAGGGAGAAAUGUGCCACCCAGUGCACCUUGAUGGGGGCUCUGCAGGUGACCACGUUUGAUAGAAAGAGGUAUUCAUUGCAGGGAGGAGACUGUUCCUUCACAGCUGUGGAGGACUUUGAUGACAGGAAGGUGGUGGUGAGUGUUCGCUGUGGGGAGUGUGCAGCAGGAGGAGGAGGAAGAGGAAGAGGACUGGGCUGUGUGAAGGAGAUAUCAGUCACAGCACUCCGCACCACAGUCACCAUCACAGACACCGGUUCAGUGACACUGAAUAGCCAGAGGGCGGCGCUGCCUGUGGUGUCAGGGGACCUGGUUGUGCGUAGAGCCUCCUCUACAUUUCUCCUCAUCCAGACGUUUGGAGCCCAGAUACUCUGGUACCUAGAAGGACCCUUGGCCCUCAUUACACUGCAGCCUGACUUUGCAAACAAGGUGCGGGGUCUGUGUGGGACACUGACGUGGAACCAGCAUGAUGACUUUACCACCCCAGAGGGAGAUGUGGAGAACAGCGUGUCAUCCUUUGCAGGGAAAUUCACAACAGAGCACUGCACUCUGCCUGGAGGAGCUCCCCCUGAGCCCUGCUCCACCUACACCCAGAGGAGACACUAUGCAGAGAUGAUGUGCGCCAUCAUUCACAGCCCUGUGUUUCAGGGCUGUCAUGACGUGGUGGAAAGGGAGCCUUAUUUACGUCUCUGCCUGUCAGAGGUUUGUGGCUGUGCUCCACAGAGGACCUGUCACUGCACUGUCCUCACUGCUUACGCCCGACACUGUGCUCAGGAGGGCAUUAAGGUCCACUGGCGCAACCACACCUUCUGCCCGGUCCAGUGUUUGGGGGGCCAGGUGUACCAGGAGUGUGGUCGGGUCUGUGGCGUCUCCUGCUCAGACCUGAGACAGGGCUGGAGCUGUGAUGAUAGCGGUGGUGGAAUCGGUCACACAAUGUGUGUUCCAGGUUGCCAGUGCCCACCAGGACUGGUACAGGACCACCAGAGCCAGUGUGUGCCCAUCGCUUUGUGCCCCUGUGUGCAAGGAGACAAGAUGUAUUCACCUGGGACUGCAGUCCAAAACAGCUGCAACAUCUGUGUGUGUGAGCAGGGGCUCUUUAACUGCACUCAGGAGCGCUGUGAAGAUGUGAACUGGUGUCCUGGAUCUCUGGUCUACUCUCCACGCUCCUGCCUGCUCACUUGCUCCAGCCUGGACCCUCCUGGCCAGCAGGAGGCCUCCAGCGUCCCACAAUCCAGCUGCAAGGAGCCGCUGUCUGGUUGCGUCUGUCCUCAGGGAACUGUCUUACUAGGUGAUCGCUGUGUUCUGCCGGAUGAGUGCCCCUGUCAUCAUAAUGGUCGACUUUAUUACAGCAAUGACACCAUCACUAAAGACUGUAACACAUGUGUGUGUAAAGAGCGCCGCUGGCACUGCAGCCAGUCCAUCUGUGUCGGUGUUUGUGUUGCAACUGGUGAUCCACACUAUGUGACUUUUGAUGGCCGCUGCUACUCCUUCCUGGGUGACUGCCAGUAUGUGCUGGCAAGGGAGACCAGUGGUUUAUUUAGCGUCAUGGCAGAGAAUGUGCCAUGUGGGAGCACUGGGGUCACCUGCACAAAGUCAGUCACCCUCAGCCUGGGAAACACCGUCAUACACCUGCUGAGAGGUAAAGCUGUGACAGUGAAUGGGAUGCCAGUUACACUACCAAAGUCCUACAGUGGCAGUGGUCUGACGCUGGAAAGAGUCGGCCUCUUUGUCUCCCUGUCCUCCCGGCUUGGAGUCACUCUGCUGUGGGAUGGAGGUAUGCGAGUGUAUGUGCGUUUGGCAGCCCACCUGCGGGGUCGGGUUGGGGGUCUGUGUGGUAACUUUGAUGGGGACACAGAGAAUGACUUCACAACACGGCAAGGAAUCGUAGAGUCUACAGCUGAGCUGUUUGGAAACUCCUGGAAGGUCAGCCCCUCCUGCCCUGAUGUGGCCAACCAGGACCUUCGAGACCCCUGUGCUCUGAACCCCCACAGAGUGACAUGGGCCAGGAAAAGGUGUGCUGUUCUGACCCAGGAGGUCUUCUCCCUGUGCCACCCUGAGGUAGCCUUCCAGCAGUAUUAUGACUGGUGUGUCUUUGAUGCUUGUGGCUGUGACUCAGGUGGGGACUGUGAGUGUGUCUGUACAGCCAUUGCUGCCUACACUGAGGAGUGCAACCGACGAGGCGUCUACAUCCGCUGGAGGUCCCAGGAGCUCUGCCCUCUGCAGUGUGAGAAUGGGCUGGUCUAUGAUCCCUGUGGUCCUGCUUGUUCUCCUUCUUGUCCCAGUGUUCAGCAGAGCCCACAUUCCCAGUGUGGGGCUCUGUCCUGUGUGGAGGGCUGCUUCUGUCCUGCUGGCACCGUCCAACAGGGUGACAGGUGUGUAGCGCCCAGCCAGUGUCCGUGUGAGUGGGAGGGCUCCAUGUUUCCACCUGGAACUACCAUCACUCAGCUCUGCCAGAACUGCACCUGUGAGGAAGGUGUGUGGCAGUGUGAAGGUGUGGCUUGUCCUCCUCCCUCCCUUACCUGUCUGGAGUCAGAGUUUACCUGUGCUGGGGGACGCUGCAUCCCCUCUCAGUGGGUUUGUGACAACGAGGAUGACUGUGGAGAUGGUUCAGAUGAGGUCUGUCCAGCCACCUGCUCUCCAGAACAGUUCCACUGUACCAGCACACCAAGUGGACCUUGUUUGAGCCUGGCUGUACGUUGUGAUGGCCACCCAGACUGUGCUGACCAAUCAGAUGAGGAGUUCUGUGGACCUGCCACCACUCUGCCCCUGUGCCCUCCGGGGGAGUUUCAGUGUGCAAAUGGGAAGUGUCUGCAAACCAGCCGUGUGUGUGACGGACGGCUGGACUGUGGCUUUGCGGAUGGGUCUGAUGAGCAAGACUGUGGAGUGGUGUGUGAUGAAGAAGAGUUCCUGUGUACUGGAGGACGCUGUAUUCUCUACAUCCACCGCUGUGAUGGUCAUGAUGACUGUGGGGACUUCAGUGAUGAGAGGAGGUGUGUGUGUGCACCAGGAGAGUUUCAGUGCCCAGGGGAUCAGUGUGUCCCUGCAGAUAGAGUGUGUGAUCGACACAAAGACUGUCCUUCUGGAAUAGACGAGGCUGUCUGUCCGGGUAAAGUGACCUGCGCUCCAGACCAGUUUGCCUGCAGAGAUGGUACAUGUGUUCCCACAUCUAAGCUGUGUGAUGGAAUACCAGACUGUCCAGGCAGAGAGGAUGAGAACAAAACCAACUGCUACACUGGCAUCAUAACACCAUCACUCCCACCUGUCACCCCAUCUUCAGCUUGUAGGUCCUAUGAGUUCAGCUGUACCACAGGGGGGCGGUGUGUACCUCAGGCCUGGCGUUGUGAUGGUGAAACAGACUGUAUGGAUGGCAGUGAUGAGCAGAAGUGUGCAGCUCCAUGUGCCUCAGGCCAGGUCUCUUGCUCCAGUGGGGACCAGUGUGUGGACCACCAGCAUCUCUGUGACGGGACCCCACACUGCAGGGAUGCCUCGGAUGAGAGCAUUGACAACUGUGGCUCUGCUCGGAUACCUCCCUGUCCUGACAGUUUCUCAUGUGACAACCGCACCUGUGUGAAUAUGUCAAAGGUCUGCAACGGCUUCCCAGACUGUCCACGGGGCGACGAUGAGUUGGUGUGUGGUAAAACACCAGCGCCCCCUGUCAGUAGGAACACCACUGUCACAUGCCCUGAAUUCACCUGCAUGGAUGGAACCUGUGUCCCCUUUAACAUGGUGUGUAAUGGUAUGGCAGACUGUCCAGACUCCUCACCACUUGGAGGGCCUACAGAUGAGCAGGGGUGUAGACCUUGGAGCUCAUGGGACCCCUGGAGCCCCUGCAGCACCACUUGUGGGACAGGGUCCAUGAGCAGGAGGAGAUCCUGCCCUCCUGGGGACCCACUGGGCAACUGUCGGGGUCAGGAUGUCCAGAGGCAGCAGUGCUUCAACAUCACCUGCCCUGUGGAUGGUCAGUGGCUGCCAUGGGGGAGCUGGUCCAACUGUUCCAGUGGCUGUGGUGGAGUUCAGGUCAGACACAGAGACUGCUUCCCUCCUCGCCAUGGAGGCCGACACUGCUCCCAGCUCACUGGACCAUCUAACCUUCCCAUGGAGAUCAAACCAUGUCCUGAUGAUGAAUGUUCCAGCAGCAGCUGUCCCACUGGUCUGGUGAGACUCAGCUGUGCUCCCUGUCCCCUGUCCUGUGCUCACAUCAGCAGUGGGACGACCUGUGAUCCCACGGCUCCCUGCUUCUCAGGCUGCUGGUGUCCGAAGGGUCAGGUGAUGAGCCAUACACAGCAGUGUGUGCCACCAGAGGAGUGUGCAUGUGAGAUGGCGGGUGUGCGCUACUGGCCGGGCCAGCAGAUAAAAGUGGACUGUGAAAUUUGUGUUUGUGAAAGAGGACGACCUCAGAGAUGUCAGCCCAACCCAGACUGCUCAGUGCACUGUGGCUGGUCUUCAUGGACGGAGUGGGGCGAGUGUUUAGGGCCCUGUGGUGUCCAGAGUGUCCAGUGGUCGUUCCGCAGUCCCAAUAACCCCACCAAGCUCGGAGAUGGGAGAUCAUGCAGGGGAAUUUACAGGAAAGCCCGCCGGUGUCAGACUGAUCCCUGUGAUGAGUGUGAGUAUCAGGGUCAGUCCCAUACUGUGGGAGAUCGAUGGCGGUCGGACCACUGUCAGUUAUGCCACUGUCUUCCCAGCCUGAGGGUGCAGUGCUCCCCCUACUGUCCAUAUGCUGCCACCAGAUGUCCUCAGGGACAGACUCUGGUACCUGGAGAGGGAGACAGGUGUUGUUACUGCCAAGGAGAAAAUGGCACCAUACUAGUGACAAUCAGCCCUGACACUGUUACCUCUCAGCCAGCAGAGGGCACUACACCCCUGGUCCCCACAUAUCCACUUCCUCCUGGAGAUGAAUGCUGGUCUCCUCUGGGUGUCCAGUCUCUGCCAUCCUCCAGCUUCAGUGCUUCAUCCCACCAGGCUGGUCACCCUCCUGAUGCAGCUCGUCUGCACAGGUGGGACCCGCAUAGAGACCUCCAGGGCUGGAGUCCAGAACCAGAAGAAUAUAAGGACCUCCCCCAGCGGAGACCAGUGGGACACAGUAGCAACACACAAAGCCCCUACCUCCAGAUAAACCUGCUGCAGCUGUACAACAUCACUGGUGUGUUGACACAGGGUGGUGGUGUGUUUGGCACAUUUGUGUCCAGCUUCUACCUCCAGUUCAGCCUGGAUGGACGACAGUGGUAUACCUACAAAGAGCUGGUCACUGACGCUCGACCCAGAGCAAAGGUUUUUCUUGGGAAUCAUGAUGAUCGAGGGGUAACUGAGUGCAGGCUGGACCGGAUGGUGUUGGCUCAAUUUGUUCGUCUGCUGCCCCAUGACUUUGAGAACGGCAUCUACCUUCGACUGGAGAUCAUGGGCUGUGGUGAUGGUUAUCACUGGUUAACGUCCCCCACCCCUCCCUCACUGAUCUCCCCAGAAGGUGGCUGUAGAGAGAAAGAGUUCCAGUGUGGAAAUGGUCGCUGUGUCCCGGCAGGCCCACUUGGGGUGGUUUGUGACGGCGUCAAUGACUGUGGGGACAGAUCUGAUGAGAUGUUCUGUGGCACUCAGCCCUCCCCAAUAGCCACCAGUCCACGUAGCUGCCCUGCUGGUCAGUUCUCUUGCCCUCCACCAGGUGGCUGCAUUCAGGCUGUGCAGCGUUGUGAUGGAGUUCCACAUUGUCCCAGAGAAGAGGAUGAAGAUGGAUGCCACCCCUACAACAACACGACCACUCAGUCAGACAGGCUGUACACACCCAGCCCUGCUCCGUUGAGGACUCCAUCUAUGGCGGCUGUCACUCAUCCUGCAGUAAAACCAACAGAUGGAGGUCCAGGAUAUCACAGCGUCUGCUCCUCUCCUCUUGGAUUGGAGGAUGGGAGGAUCCGUUAUGGUCAGCUGUCCUCAUCUUCGCACCGUGAGAACAACCCUGCUGAUGCUGGACGACUGAACAUUAUUCCUAACGUUCAGGUUAUGGAGCCUGGUUGGAGCCCGCUGCCUACAGAUCCUCAGCCAUAUUUUCAGGUGGAUUUCCUUGAACCCACAUGGAUUUCAGGGGUUGUAACACAAGGCAGUGAACGCAUGUGGGGCACCCUCACUGAAUACCGCCUAGCAUUCGCCCUCCACAGCAGCCUAUUUACAGAGUACACUGAAAAUGGGGAGACUGGUGGGCCUGCCAAGAUCUUUAAGGUGCAGAUGGUGGGCAGGAUCCCUGUGACCCGCUGGCUGGGUCGGCUGGUCAGGGCUCGCUACAUGCGCAUCAUUCCCACAGAGUUCAGACACAUCUUCUACCUGCGUGUGGAGAUCCUUGGCUGCAGAAGUGAUGAGCUGGUGACCCCCAGCAGUGUGACCAGGUCUCCCUCUGGUGGUGGGAAAGUGACAGUGCAGCGCUGUAAGCCAGGGCAGUUUUCAUGCCUCCACAGUGGAGAGUGCAUCUCUGUAUCAGUGCUCUGUGACGGUCGACCGGACUGCAGGGAUCAUUCUGAUGAGAUCAGCUGUGGCACAGCUCCAACCAGAGGCCUUCCAGGGCUGCAGAACCAGACUAGCCUCACAGGGAGACCAGGUUUCCAUGGUGCCAGUACGGCAGGUACCCCAGGCCUCCACACCACAAGGUCUCCAGGUGGACUUCCAGGGGUCACUGCAGGUCACCCAGGACUACAUCUGACCACAUCGGUCCACCCCGGUAGACCCGGUUUUCAGACCACAAAGGCUCCAUCCAUCACCACCAGCCCCCAUGAUGGUGGCCUACCCAGAGUGCUUUGCGUGGAGAGCCAGUUCCAGUGCUGGUCAUUUGGCUGUGUGGACUCAGCACAAGUGUGUGACGGCAGACUGGACUGUUUGGACGGGUCAGAUGAAGAACGCUGUGGCACCACUGCGAGGCCAGCAGUAACUCCUCAGCGCCCCCUGGUGCCCAGCCGCUGCUCUCCCAAGCAGUUUACUUGUGACAGUGGGGAGUGUACUCACCUGGACCGCAGGUGUGACCUGCAGAAAGACUGUGUGGAUGGAUCAGAUGAAAGAGACUGUGUGGACUGCAUCAUGUCCCCAUGGACAGCAUGGAGUGCCUGCAGUGUGUCAUGUGGUCUCGGCUCCUUGUUCCGGCAGAGGGAUAUAAUAAGGGAGGCUCUGCCUGAAGGGGCCUGUGGUGAUGCUCAGUUUGACAGUCGAGCCUGCUUUGCUAAAGCGUGUCCAGUUCACGGUGUCUGGUCAGAAUGGACAGAGUGGUCAGAGUGUGAUGCUCAGUGUGGAGGAGGAGUCAGGCAGAGGAACCGAACCUGCUCUGCUCCUCCUCCUAAGAACGAUGGACGGGACUGUGAGGGUUUGACCCGGCAGAGCCAGAGCUGCAACAACCAGCCCUGCACCAAAGAGACUGGAACACAGACAGGUUGUGUGAAUGGCAUGGUGCUGGUGACAGAGAAAGACUGUCAGGCUGGAAGAGUUGAUCCCUGCCCUCCUACCUGUUCACAUCUCAGCUUGACCAACAACUGCACUGCAGCAUGCAUACAGGGGUGUCGCUGUCCCGACGGGCUCUACCUUCAGGAGGGGCGCUGUGUUAAUUCCAGCCAAUGUGUCUGUCACUGGGAUGGCCAAAUCUUGCAACCAGGACAGGUGAUGAGGAAGGACCGGUGUACCAUCUGUAUGUGCAGAGAUGGGCAGGUCACCUGUAACACGUCUAGCUGUGUGGCCAGCUGUCAUUGGUCAGUCUGGUCAUCAUGGUCACCAUGUGAUGUAACCUGUGGUCUGGGGCUGCAGCAACGCUACAGGUCUCCAGUGCUCCUUGAAGCAGCAGUGAGAGUCCAACCUUGUCCAGGAGACUCCUCUGAGGCCCGGCAAUGCUCCAGUCCAUGCGUCCCUGUGCUGCCAGAUGAUGUUUGGAGUAAAUGGACCUCCUGGUCAGAGUGCAGUAAGACGUGUUUCAACCACGUAGAUGAUGUAGGAAUUAAACAACGAUUCCGCACCUGCAACCACACACUCCCACUGUCCAACCACACUCAUGCACAGUCCCUCUGUGAUGGAGACGGUGAAGAACAAGAGCCCUGCAACACUGUUUACUGUCCAGUGCACGGUGGUUGGUCAUCCUGGUCUCUGUGGAGUGAGUGUUCAUCCCAGUGUGACUCUGGUGUCCAGACCAGAGAGAGAUUCUGCAGUUCGCCAGCACCGCAGCAUGGGGGCAAUAGCUGCACUGGACCUCAUAUUCAAACAAGAGACUGCAACUCCCAUCCCUGUUCAGGUGUGUGUCCAGAGGGCAUGAUGUACCUGACAGCUGCUGAGUGCGAGGUUCAGGGAGGUGCGUGUCCAAGGGUGUGUUUGGACAUGACCUCUGCAGAGGUUCAGUGUGCCACUGCCUGUUAUGAUGGCUGCUACUGCGCCCUGGGCUUCUACCUGCUCAACGGCAGCUGUGUGCCUCGAGAGCAGUGCCCAUGUUACCACCAGGGGGCGACGUACCUUGCCGGAGCCACCCUGCCUGUUGAUGCCUGUAAUAACUGCACCUGCACUAAUGGAGGGAUGGAGUGUGGGACGUCUCCCUGCCCUGUGGAUUGUGGCUGGAGCAGCUGGACUCAGUGGAGCGCCUGUAGCCGAACAUGUGAUGUUGGUGUGAGAAGAAGGUAUCGUUCAGGAACCAAUCCUCCUCCUGCAUUCGAUGGUCGUCCCUGCAAAGGAGACAGGGUUGGAAUUGACACCUGCAGCAUUGAGCCCUGCAUUGCUGUAAAGGAGCCAUGGAGUGCGUGGUCAGAGUGUUCAGUCACGUGUGGAGGAGGAUACAGGACCAGAACCCGUGGGCCAAUCCGGAUCCACGGCACUGCUCAGCAGUUCAGCGCCUGUAAUCUGCAGCCCUGUGGUAAAGGAGAGGAGUGUCCUCCAGGUCAGCAGUGGAAUCAGUGUGUGACUGGAGCAGUGUCCUGUUCAGACCUCACCAUGGACCUCAGCAGGAACUGCACACCAGGAUGCCAGUGUCCACAUGGGACUGUCCAGCAGGAUGGUGGGUGUGUCCUGGAGUCUGACUGUCGCUGUGACAUUGAUGACGAGAAGCACAGACCUGGAGACUCUGUCCCUACAGACUGUAACAACUGCACAUGUGAAGGAGGAAGACUGGUAAACUGCUCUCGAAUCAACUGCAACGCUGACGGCCAGUGGUCUCUGUGGACUCCAUGGGGUCAGUGUUCGCUGACAUGUGGACCAGGUCUCCAGUCUCGGUACCGGUUCUGUUCCAGCCCUCAGCGUGUUGGCAGUGGACCCCCAUGUCUGGGCCCUCACCGUCAGGACCAAGUCUGCAUCACUGCCCCAUGUGACCGUGAUGGUGGCUGGAGUCAGUGGAGUUCUUGGACAGAGUGCUCCAAGUCCUGUGGUGGAGGGGUGCGGAGCCGGAGGAGAGAGUGUGACAGCCCCAGUCCAGAGGGGAAGGGGGGCUACUGUGAGGGUCUGGGAACUGAAGUCAAAGCCUGCAGCACUGACCACUGUCCAGUGGCACCGUGCUCUCAGGUCCCAGGCACCAUGUUCAGCAGCUGUGGGCCCUCCUGCCCACGGUCCUGUGAUGAGCUGGCACAUUGUGAAUGGCGUUGUGAGCCAGGAUGCUACUGUACAGAGGCCAGAGUUCUGUCUGCUAAUGGGACAGUCUGUGUAGAGAGGGACGACUGUCCCUGCUUGGACCUGAACACUGGACAAAGACUUGAACCAGGAGAGACCACAGAGUCCCCUGACGGAUGCAACAACUGCACUUGUGAGGGUGGGAGGCUCAACUGCACCAGGGACCCCUGCCCAGUGCCGGGCGGCUGGUGUGAGUGGUCAGAAUGGACUCCCUGCUCCAGGACCUGUGGGGCAGAGUCGGUGUCCCGCUAUCGGAGCUGUGGCUGUCCUGAGCCCAGGGCUGGAGGGGAGCCCUGCCCUGGGGAACAGGAAAUACACAAUGGGAUUGGAGUUCAGCUCCAGAGACAGCCCUGCCCUGUGAUCACCUUCUGUCCAGUUCAUGGUUCAUGGAGUCAAUGGUUAUCAUGGUCGGAGUGUGAUGGGUGUGCCGGCUCGUCCACUCGUACCAGGGAGUACAGUCCUCCUACCAGGUUUGGUGGUUUGCCCUGUCUGGGGGAGGGCAGGCAGAGCCACGGUUGCCACGACAACAUCACUGUCUGCUCAGACUGUGGUGGAGGCCAGGGGGAAUGGCCCUGUGGGAAGCCCUGUCCUCGCUCCUGUUCAGAUCUCCAUGGUGACACGGAGUGUUUGGACUCCCGAUGCAGCCGGACCUGUGGUUGUCCAGGCGACACGGUGGUUCAGGACGGAGUGUGUGUGGACAGGGAUGAGUGUCGCUGCAGAUACCACAACAUCUCUGCUACUGAAGGUUUGGAGUCCAGUAAUACAUCAUGGGUUUGGCCUGGUGGAUCUGAUUGGCAGUUUGCAAAUCCAGGAGACAACAUAAUCAGUGACUGCAAAAACUGUUCAUGCGAAGCUGGGGUUCUGCGGUGUCGGUCUUUCCCUGGUUGCCACGUUGAUGGCUGGACCAAUGGGCGAGCCUGGACUGAGUGCUCAGUUCCUUGUGGUGGAGGAGUGAAGUAGAGACGUCUGUGUGAUAAUCCUGAGCCUCAGAGUGGUAGAGGCUGCCUGGGUGUCGCUGAGCAGCAGAAACACUGCAACAUACAGCUGUGCACAGGUAGUCAUGGCCCGUGGCUGGCCUGGUCCCAGUGGUCCGUGUGUUCGGUCAGCUGUGGAGGCCAGCAGUCACGCUCUCGCUUCUGCAACCCCACCUUGCAGCGCUUCAGUCAGCAGAGCAAAACAUGCAACCCCUGUUGUUGUGCAGAUGUCGGCUGCCCUCCUGGCAGGCUGUACAGAGAGUCGGAACGAGGUGAAGGCUGUCCCUUCAGCUGUGCUCAGGUCAGCGGUAGAGACGGCUGCUACUCUGAUGGCUGUGAAGAAGGCUGCCACUGUCCCCCACAGACCUACCAACACCACGGAGUCUGUGUGCUGGAGUGUCCGUGUUUUGUGGAUGAAGAGUUUCUGACUUCUCUGCAGAGUGUCUCUGUCAUUCCAGUCUCAUCUUUAUUCUUUCAUAACAUCUCAGAAGGGAUGGAGCUCAGUCUGGGAGAUACAUUCCAUGACUGCAGCACUUGUACCUGUGAGCAUGGCAGGUGGAACUGUUCCUUGGAUCACUGCCCAGUCGAUGGUGGUUUGUCAGCUUGGAGUUUGUGGAGCCCUGCUCGCUGUCCUGUGGUGGUCUAGGGACUGAAGACUCGCUCUAGAGGCUGCACAAACCCUGCCCCAGCACACGGAGGGAGAAACUGCCAGGGGCCACGGCAGGAAACCACCUACUGCCAGGCCCCUGACUGUCCAGUUAUUCCAACAGAAGAACCAACUUUACCAGAUGAGGAUCCUGGCUUCUCCCCUUGGUCAUUAUGGAGUCCCUGCACUAAGACCUGCACUGAUGCUCUCAACCCAGCCAUGAAGUCCCGUCAUCGCCAAUGUAUCUCUCUUUCCUGCUCUGGAAGCUCUCACCAGGAGAAGGCCUGCAACCUGCCCCAGUGUUCAAGUAUGGAUAGUUUAGGAGACGACUGUGCGCGGAGGAACUGUUCGUGGACAGAGUGGGGGGUGUGGGGUUCCUGUUCGCGGUCCUGUGGAGUGGGCCAGCAGCAGAGGAUCAGAACCUUUCUCAUUCCUGGCACUAAUGGCUCAUGGUGUGAAACAUCCUUGGGAGGGAACCUGGAACAUCGCUUCUGUAACAUUCGGCCCUGCAGAGUGGAUGGAGGCUGGUCCCGCUGGAGUCCCUGGUCUCGCUGUGAUAAGCGCUGUGGUGGUGGACGCUCCAUACGCACUCGCUCCUGCUCCAGCCCUCCACCCAAGAAUGGAGGGAAGAAGUGUGAAGGAGAGAAGAACCAGGUCAAACCCUGCAACACCAAACCUUGUGAUGAAAAAGGGUGCCAGCUGGGGCAGGAGUUUGUGUUAUGUGCCAACCAGUGUCCACAGCGCUGCUCCGACCUCCAGCAGGGAAUAGAGUGCCAGGGCAACAACGAAUGUCAGCCCGGCUGUCGCUGCCCUGAAGGUGAGCUGCAGCAGGACGGGGUGUGUGUGCAGCUGUGGCAGUGUGACUGUGUGGACUCACUGGGGCAGGUCUGGGCGGCCGGUAGCUGGCAUCAGAUGGACUGUAACAACUGCAGCUGCACUGAUGGACAGCUCCUCUGCACCAAUCACAGCUGUCAGCCUGCGUGUGUCUGGAGCUCCUGGUCCAACUGGUCACCAUGCAGUGUCUCCUGUGGGGAGGGCCAGAGAACCAGAUACAGGUCUCUGAUCCCAGAAACUGAAGGACUAGACUGCCACUUUGAGGAAGUCCAGCACAAACCCUGUAAGCCAGGACCCUGUCCACCUCUCUGUCUCCUGGACAACCAGGAUCUGAGUGUGGGAGACACCUGGCUCCAGGGAGAGUGUGAACAAUGCACGUGCACCCCAGAAGGAGUUUACUGCCAAGACAUCGACUGCAGAGUGGAUGGUGGGUGGACCCCCUGGUCCGUGUGGUCUGACUGCUCAGUGACCUGUGGACAGGGCUCGCAUGUUCGGACUCGAGCCUGUAUCAAUCCUCCACCACGAAACAACGGCUCUGACUGCAGUGGGCCAGAAAGAGAAACCCAGACCUGCUGGACCUCUCCCUGCAUUGACGACCUCUGUCCCUGGUCGCCAUGGUCACUGUGCUCCAUGAGCUGUGGGGCGGGGUCUAUGUCUCGACGGAGGGUGUGUGUGUGUGAGGAGGGAGGAGAUGAAGCGUGUUCCUCUGAGAUCGAGGCUCAGAGGAACCUUGAGGAGACCCAGCUAUGCUACAAGCAGCCCUGUCCAGGCUGCCCCAUGUCAGCUUGGAGUGUUUGGUCUCGGUGCUCCUGUGAGUCUCAGAGGCAGCAACGCUACCGUGUAGCUCUGUCCUCUGCCACCAGGGGGCAACAGUGCACUCCUGUAGAAACACAAAGCAGGACGUGCAAGCUCAGUCAGUGCAACACAUGUGAAGCCCCGUUUGUGUACUUGACAUGUGGCGCCCCCUGUGAGAAGCAGUGUGCCCUGAGGGGUCGUGGAGAUCUGUGUCAAGGAGUCCAGGAGUGCACGCCUGGAUGUUACUGCCCGCAGGGCCUGCUGCAGCAGAACGGUAGUUGUGUUCCUCCAGAGGAGUGUGGCUGCAUCCACCCACAGCACCAAGUUUCAGGACAACCACCCACUCCUGUCACCAUCCUCCAGGGCACCACCAUCACCAUCGGCUGCAGUACCUGCCUUUGCCAUGAUGGAGCUCUGCAGUGUGACAUGAGAGAGUGUGAAGUCAUCCUCAGCGAGUGGUCAGAGUGGACGCCCUGUUCUCCUUGUGUACCCUCUUCCUCUCUGCAGCACAACUCUUCAGCAGCAGGGCCUCUCCACGGCACUAGCAUGGUCUCAAUCCAGAGGCGUUUCCGGGCCUGUUUGGACCUGGAUUCUGGUCUUCCCAUCACUAGAGAAGAAGAGAGCCAGUGUCCAGGACCGCUGGUGGAGGAGAGGCUCUGUCCAGAUGCUAACAUUUGCAGAGAUCUGUGUCACUGGAGUGUGUGGAGCAGCUGGACGGUGUGUGCAGAGCCGUGCAGUGGUGGAGUCAGGCAGCGCUUCAGACGGCCUCUGACUUCUCCUGUAGGACCCCGCUGUCCCAGCCAACAGACACAAAGCCAGAGCUGCAACACAGGACUCUGUCCAGGUGAGCGCUGUGAAGAUAGGGGGCGGAGCUACCAGGAGAGCUGUGCCAAUCAGUGUCCUCGCAGCUGUGCUGACUUAUGGGAGCAUGUUCAGUGCCUCCAAGGAUCCUGUCACCCAGGCUGUCGGUGUCCAGAAGGUCACUUGUUGCAGGACAGUCGCUGUGUGCUGAUGGCAGAGUGUCGCUGUGGUAUCCCAUCAGGCAACGGGACGCUGGAGUUCAUACCUGAAGAGGAGCUCACCGUGGACUGUAACACCUGUGUGUGUGAGAAUGGCUCUCUGGUGUGCACCAAACUUCCCUGUCCAGUUUAUGAGGCCUGGAGCCCAUGGAGCUUCUGCUCAGCUUCAUGUGGACCUGGCCAGAGAAUAAGGACACGCCACUGCCAGGACACAGAGGGCGGUCCUUCCUGUGCUGAAACCACACAGACAGAAAGCUGUGAUCUGCCUUCAUGUCCAGUAGGCUGUGUGCUGAGUGAGUGGUCAGCUUGGAGUGAGUGCAGCGCCUCCUGUGGUGGCGGCUCGUCGAUGCGGAACAAAACGGUCCUUCACGAGCCGGAGCCUGGUGGGACGGCCUGUGUUGGACCACUGGAGCAACACACUAUCUGUAACACCAACAGCUGCCUGCCUGAGUGUCCCGGGAGGCAGGUGUUCAGUGACUGCUCAGCUUCCUGUCCGUAUACCUGCCAGGACCUGUGGCCUCAUACUCAGUGUCUACCUGGACCCUGUACACCUGGGUGCUCAUGCCCUUCAGGACAGGUGUUGUAUAGAGGUUCCUGUGUGUUUCAUGUUGACUGUCCCUGCUCACCGCUCUCUCUGCCGCCUGAUUACCAAAACUGGAACGUCAGCGCUGAGGAUUUCACAGAAGCCCUGCUGCCACCUGGAACCGCCAUUCAGCACCUCUGCAACACAUGUGUGUGCCGAGGUGGAGUGUUCAGCUGUACCUCAGAGCUCUGUGAUGUGGACUGCCAGUGGUCCAGCUGGUCCCCGUGGAGUCCGUGCUCAGCUUCCUGUGGUACCGGACACCAGACCUCCACCAGGUUCAUCCUGCAGCCCAGCCAGUAUGGAGGAGCUGCAUGUGAAGGUCCGAACCACCGAACCACAACCUGCGCUGCCCCUGACUGUGAGUGUCCCGUUGGGGAGCAGUGGAGGAGGAGCUCAUCGGAGGAGGAGGCUCCACUGUGUGAGAGGAGCUGCCAGGACAUUUACUCCUCCUCUCCUGUCAACUGCAGCCGGUCCAGCGAGGGCUGUGUGUGUCAGGAGGGGCUUUACCGAAACCUGGACGGAGUGUGUGUCAUCCCCGCCCUCUGUCCCUGCCAUGACCAGGGCGUCCUGCAGGAGGCAGGAUCGGAGUGGGAGGAGGACUGUCUCUCCUGUACCUGUGUGAACGGAAGGAAACAGUGCCAGCUGAGGUGUCCUCCACUGUCCUGUGAUCAGGGUGUCUUGAAAGUUAGGGAACCAGGCAGCUGCUGUCCAGUCUGUAGAAGGCAAUUUCAGACGGAGCCAGAGUGUCAUCGCCAUGUGCAACUUCGCAACAUCACCAAGGGAGACUGUCGGCUGGACAACGUGGAAGUCAGCUUCUGCAGGGGGCGAUGUCUGUCCAGGACUGAUGUCAUCCUGGAGGAGCCCUACCUCCAGUCGGUAUGUGAGUGCUGCAGCUACCGUUUGGACCCAGACAACCCCGUUCGGUUCCUCAGCCUGCAGUGUGAGAGUGGAGACAGCGAGCCGGUCGUCCUUCCAGUCAUCCACAGCUGCGAGUGCACCAGCUGUCAGGGAGUGAUUGGGGUGUGA
Messenger RNA from Acanthochromis polyacanthus (spiny chromis), 17311 nucleotides. It is a transcript of the gene sspo, whose product is annotated as SCO-spondin. The record is from RefSeq and is a predicted model, not a curated record. NCBI's taxonomy places the organism in Eukaryota, Metazoa, Chordata, Actinopteri, Pomacentridae. Gene Ontology annotation, molecular function: protein binding. Gene Ontology annotation, cellular component: extracellular matrix.